AUGACGAGCCAAGCAAACACGCCAAUGACUGCAGCUUCGCCUGUUGCUGCUCCAUCAAGGCAGGAGAUACAUCGUCGCCUGUCUUCAUCAGUCAACCAGCAAGCUGCCUCGCGAGCUGGCACGAAUCAGACGCCUGCAGCGAUCCAGAUCGCUUCGCCAAGUCAUCAGUUCACGAGCCUGAACACCUCGCCGCCUGGUACCCAAGGCUUCUCCUCAUCCAUCUCUUCGACUUCGUCAGCUGGUGGGCAACAACAGCCUUCACUACAGUCUGGCUCGUUGAAGAGUCAGCUUGGCCGCUCGCCCAGCUACCAAACGAGUCAGAUUGCUUCGCCGCCUACGACGGAUGCAGAGGACGAGCCUGGAUCUCCUGCGCGACGUGAACGCGGUCUGACGGCUAUCUCUGAGACGGACGGCGACGAUACAGAGGAUGACGAGCUUGCUCGUGAUCCUGCAGCUAACGCGGGCGCACUCUCCAGCUCAGACGGCCCGCCCCGAGAUGACGUCCUCUCAGAGGCAGACAUCAAAGCUGGCUACCUCAUGAAGAAAGGCGAGCGACGGAAGGCUUGGAAGAAGCGCUAUUUCGUCCUCAGAAACAAGAAAUUGUGCUACUACAAGAACGCAAAAGAGUAUCAACUCCUCAGGGACGUGCCCGUCGCUGACAUCUCCACCUGUGCGGAGGUGCAAGUCAAGAAGCACGACUUUGUCUUUGGCAUUGUCACGCCCGCUCGGACCUACUAUGUCAUGGCAGGCAGCAAGUCAGAAAUGGAGGACUGGCUGAGCUGUAUCGCCCUCGCUCGCCAGCGUCUCAGACAAUCCAUACAACCCAAGCUCAAUACCUCCACAGUCCACGCUGCUUCCACAGCUCGCAUAGCAGCGCCAUCGUCCGAAUCAUCAACUCCGCAUGCAAGUCAGCAGCAGACAGAGGCCAGCACGAGUGCUGUUCCCUCGACCACACCUCAUGGCAGCACGCGCAAGGCAGCUGUCCGACUUAUGGAAGUCACCGGCAGUCCUCAGAUGCGUCGUCAGCAGAGCGGAGGACUAGGCCUGACCGGUUCGCAAGGUCAGCAGUUGGAGGCCUCUUUCAACGACCAGCUAUCUCUCAGUAGUGGCAACAAGAAGAUCAAUACCCCGCUGCGGCAAGAGUCUGCCAGCAGCGGCGACGAAUCUGGCUACUUUGGCCUCCUUGCCAGACCCAUCCGAUCUGAUGCGGACGGACCGAUCAGUCCAGGCGGAGCUCUCUCGUCGAGCGACGAAGACGAGGAAGAUGCAGAAGACGGCGAAUAUACCCCUAAUGCAAUGACAAGCACUCCUUCUCAGCACACUCUCCACGCGGGUCCCCAUGAUGCGGCUCUAUCACCGCCCGUCCCCUUCAACGCAGCAAGCCUAUUGCUCUCGCCCAGCGCGCUUGAUCCUAAUAAAGAGAUGUUACGCGGCUACCUGAUGAAGCAAGGCAAACGAAAGACCUGGCGGAAACGGUGGUUUGUGCUCUCGCCAACGCAGCUCAUGUACUCUCGCAGUCAUAUGGACAAGGCGUUCAAGAGACGCAUACCGCUCAGUCGUGUGCUCGAUGCUGUGGAGUAUGAUCCGCCGCGUCGGCAACAUUCUGGUCCGGGAGAGAUGCCGCUUUCGCCAAAGCUGGCUCUGGGUACCGACUACCUCGUCGCUGGCGAAGGUGGCCUCAGUCGCAAGCCGAUCGAGAACUGUUUCAAGAUCAUCACCGCCAAGCGUGUCUAUCUCAUCUGUGCGCCGACAGAAGAGGACGAGAUCAAGUGGAUCUCAUCGAUCCGAGUACUCAUUCGACGCAAUAAUGCCGUCUCGCCUGGCCCUUCACAGCAACAUGCACCCAUCGCCCAGCAACGCGAUAGCAGCAGCACGAUUGUACCAUCAUGA
This is a messenger RNA of Mixia osmundae IAM 14324, 1890 nucleotides long. RefSeq lists its product as uncharacterized. The record is from RefSeq and is a predicted model, not a curated record. The coding region runs from base 1 to 1890 and encodes 629 amino acids. Lineage: Eukaryota; Fungi; Basidiomycota; Mixiomycetes; Mixiales; Mixiaceae. The transcript has 3 exons.